Molecule: messenger RNA, 561 nt
Organism: Cylindrotheca closterium
Lineage: Eukaryota; Bacillariophyta; Bacillariophyceae; Bacillariales; Bacillariaceae
Source: the annotation of a GenBank genome assembly
AUGAAGAAACUCCAGGGAGAUUUGCUAGCCUUUGCCCUGGAAGGCACCUUUGAUGUCAUCGUCCAUGGCUGCAACUGCCAGGGCCAUAUGGGCGCAGGGAUUGCCAAAAGCAUCAAGAUCCAAUUUCCCGAAGCCUUCAUAGCCGACAAGCAGACCACAGCAGGAGAUUUUGACAGAUUGGGUACCUAUUCGACCGCCCAUAUCCAAAGAGAUGAUGACGACAGUACUACUAUCCAAUUUUACAUUGUGAAUGCCUAUACUCAAUUUCAUUGGAAAGGUAAAGGUGUCAAGGCAGAUUAUCAUGCCAUUCGCGGUGUCUUUUCAAAACUCAAGCAAGAAUUUUCAGGAUUGCGGAUUGGGUAUCCAAGGAUCGGGGCAGGACUGGCAGGGGGUGAUUGGGCAUUGAUUUCUGAAAUCAUUGACGAAGAACUCGAAGGUGAAGAUCAUACACUAGUGGAAUUCGUUCCUCCUCCGCCUCAUCCUGAACAAGAAGGUCUUUCAAAGAAACGAUCGACAAUGGAUCACAUGACAAAAACAGGAAGAAAGAAAUUCAAAAAGUGA